Molecule: messenger RNA, 736 nt
Organism: Owenia fusiformis
Lineage: Eukaryota; Metazoa; Annelida; Polychaeta; Sabellida; Oweniidae
Source: the annotation of a GenBank genome assembly
UUAUGUGUACUAAGAAAGCGACUAGGCCCGAAGGUAUCUGGAAAACUGACACAAAUCACCUUACAGUAAGCACUGUCAAUAUAUCAGCUAGAGUACCUUUUGGCCAAAGGAUGUAGUACUAUGAGCCAAUGGGGAUUAGGGUGAGGUCUUUAAAGUGCCAGAGGGGGACCAGGGGCCAAGUAGAUAGUAUAUAAGGCUGAUGCUGAAGUCAGUAAAUCAUUGAAUCAUCACAACUGACUCUAGACAUCAAGAAUCAUGAACGGAAUUGCUGUUGUCAUCCUUGCUUUGUGUGCCGUAGCUAUGGCAGCUCCAAGCUACAAUCAUGGUCAUCAUGGCAACCAAUAUGGUCAUCAUGGCAACCACCAUGGUCAUGGAUAUGGGUAUGGGGAUGAGAACCGUGAUGGAGUCCCAGAUGCUCUUGAUGCCAACCGUGAUGGCAAGAUAGAUUCCUACGCUCAUGGACACCACGCUCAUGGACACCGUGCUCAUGGACAUCACGCUCACGGACACCAAGCUCAUGGACACCAUGCUCAUGGUCACCUUGCUCAUGGACACCAUGCUCACGGACACCAUGCCAACAGCUAUGGACACCAUGAUGCCCACCAUGCUCAUGGACACCAGUCAUAUGGACAUGUUGCCCACCACUCCACCAGCUAUGGCCAUCAUGGACAUCACGAUUCCCAUCAUUAUUAAACCACGGCUUGGACUACACAGGACCUUCCAGGGAUUCAUCUAA